AUGCUUACAUCCUAUUGGCUGUUUACCUUCUGUGUUAUUCUUGUCAAUCAUGCCACGGCUCUGUCAGUCACUGGACUGACUGCUUUGGCCCGUGGGGAGAUCCCAGGCCUCGUAUCCGAGCAGGCGCUUAAUGAGCCGCUGGAUGAGCCGCACGAGUUAUCACCGCAACUGGUGAUCCAAGAAUACGCAACUCAACAAAAUGAGGACGAUUGGAACGAUGAGAUUGACCGAGAUGAACUCCAAAUAAUUAAGCGCGAGGAACUGCGUGAUGACAAGCCAAUGGAGUUGCUCAUGGAUCUCGAAGUUAGCGCCGCAUCAGAUUACCUGGGCAAACUCCAAGAUGGAGACUUCAAAGGUUUGCUGGAAGAUAUUAGGUACGAGAUGAAAAACGGAGUUCCAGGAUCGGUUCUAGAUUCGUUCAAAACAUUUCUUGGGGUUAUUGAAGAAGACAAUAGAGAAGAAUUGGAAUGGGAUAGUCAUGAGUAUGGUUCAUACGACCGUGGUGAUGAUGAGGACGAUGACGACGACGACGAAGGUGAUAACGGCGAUGAAGACGACGAUGAUGAGAAUGGGCAUUCCAGCUACGAAAGAAACAGUUACGAGAAUGACAAUGGUUAUCAAAUCGAUUUCGGGUUGUCUUCAACCUUCGAGACAGACGAAGAGCCAGGGCCAAUUGAAGAACUUGUGCUGCCUAUCAAAGCAACAAUAGCAAAGUUGGGUGAUCCCUUCAGGAAAGAAGAAAUCAUAACUUCCCAAAUGAGAGUGGAACAAAUCUUUGAGAACCUGGAUGCCGAAGCCAAACAGCUGUAUGCCGAAUCACAGGCAGCAGACAACGACCCCAAAGCACAGAGAGAAGGUGAGAUGUUCCUCCCUCCUGACGACAACGAAAUCCCUCAAAAAUCGGGCGCAAAGAGACUGUUUCCAGGGAGUGAGUUCUCCCUCUUUUUGCUUGGAGUCAUGUUGGUGAUCUUAGUGUAG
Molecule: messenger RNA, 978 nt
Organism: Kuraishia capsulata CBS 1993
Lineage: Eukaryota; Fungi; Ascomycota; Pichiomycetes; Pichiales; Pichiaceae
Exons: 1
Coding region: 1-978 (325 amino acids)
Source: RefSeq, a predicted model, not a curated record